Messenger RNA from Moneuplotes crassus, 727 nucleotides. Lineage: Eukaryota; Ciliophora; Spirotrichea; Euplotida; Euplotidae. The record is from the annotation of a GenBank genome assembly.
AUGAUCAAAAUACUUGUAGUGGGAGAUUCUGGAUGAGGAAAAAGUACCCUUGUCAAUUUGUAUAACGGAAAUCAAACCAGUGUGGGAGACGAAGACCAGAUGACUGAUUUUGUGCAGAGAACUAUUGAUAUCAAUGGGACUUUGCUCUAUCUCCAGAUCUGGGAUGUUGCAAACCAAGAUAAAGGAAGCAGUAGUUUGACUAUGCAAUUCAGUAGAAAUGCUUCUGGGAUCAUAUGAGUGACCGACAUCAAUGAUCAGAUGUCUCUUGAGAACUCCAUAUUUUGGAAGAACAAUACUUCUGAUAAAACUCUUCCUUGAAUGAUUGCAGCUAACAAAUAUGAUCUGGUCGAAGAAUUAGAAAAAGAGGGCCAACAACUGGAAGACUUUCAGCAAGAAAAGUUCCUCAACCUUUUCGCUAAGAAGCAUGGAUUCAUCGGUGCCAGGAGGAUUUCGAGCAGGUACAAUGACGGUCCUGAAGAGCUGCUCAAAACUCUGAUAGAUGAGAUUAUAGAAAGGAACUCAACUCUGAAUUUAGAGACUGGCGAGAAAGAAUUCAACCCCACCGCACUUGAGACAGCCUCAUUUAGACUCGGUCCUAUUGACAAGUCAAGUAUCUUCUUCCAAGAGAAGAAAUCUAAAAUCCAAUACAGGGAGCCACCGAAGAAAUCUGGGUGCUGUAAGUAAUCUGAAGAACGAUAAUUUCUACUAAAAAACCAACAAAUCUGCA